AUGAGUGCCCCUGGUCCUCUGAAGAGAAAAUCUUACAUGGGACAGCACAAGAUAAAAAAGAAAAAGAGUGAUGAGCCCAUUCCCAGUGACAGUGAAAAUUUUCCAAAGACAACUCAUUAUUUGUCUGACAGACAUGCCACAACGGAUGUUAAGCUUGGCGAGUCCACGCUAGCUCUUGAUGAAGAAAUUUUCAACAUAAUUCAUGUCAUUGACCCUGGGAAUAAUGCAUCAAAUGUUAAUGGUGGUGAGCAGAAGAAGGGAUGUGCAUCAACAAGCGUUGAACCUCGCAGCAUCCAAGAGAAUGCAAUCAAACAAGAUUGCAAGAAAUCAUCAAGGAGAACCAACUGCAAAGAUCUCGCUCAGCGGCUUCUUUUCAGUGAGGACUCGACAGAGGAAUCACAGCAGCGUCAGGAGAGCAGCGAUUACGCACGAACUUCUGCAUGCAAAGAAACAAAAAAGAGUGGUCAACAGGCCAAAAAUUCCACUUCGAAGAAGCUUUCUUGUAACCAAGCCAAAAGCAGACAUGGGGAUAUGAAUGCAGGUCCUUCUCAUGAUAUUUCCAAGGAGUACAUUUUGUUCAGUCCCACACAUGUAGCUGCUGCUGUGAAGAGGUCCAAACUGCAACAAUCACCACAAAAUCAAUCUGCCUCUGUGCUGACAGUUCCGAGUGGUUUACAGCUCUGUACUCUCAGUGACAGCUUACCUCAGCCAGGCUUUGCCUUGUGUGCUCCUGACACACAAUCUGACAAGCUUCUGCUAUCCAAUUGGGGUUUGCCCAAUCCAGUCUUGAAGUGUUAUCAUAAACAUAGAGUAACACGCAUGUUUGAAUGGCAGGCUCAGUGCCUGAGUCUUGGCAAGGUUCUGCAGGGAGGUAACUUGGUCUACUCUGCUCCAACUAGUGCUGGAAAGACUCUUGUGUCCGAGUUACUGAUGCUGAAACGCGUGUUGGAGACGAAAAGAAAAGCUCUCUUUAUUUUACCGUUUGUCUCUGUGGCCAAAGAGAAGAUGCAAUACCUCCAGAGCGUGUUUGCUGAGGCUGGAGUACGUGUGGAUGGCUUCAUGGGAAACACAUCAGCUUCUGGUGGCUUUACUGCUGUGGAUGUAGCUGUUUGCACCAUAGAGAAGGCCAACUCUAUCAUUAACAGACUAAUAGAGGAAGACAGCAUGGGUCUAUUAGGUAUGGUUGUGGUGGAUGAGUUGCACAUGGUUGGAGACUCUGGAAGAGGAUAUCUACUUGAACUUCUCUUGACCAAAAUUCGCUACAUUGCACAGAAGCGUAAUACUACGGGGUCUCUUUCCGAGGGGGUGCAGAUAGUAGGUAUGAGUGCCACUUUGCCCAACUUGACCCUCCUGGCCGAGUGGUUAGGUGCAGAGCUUUACCAGACGGACUACAGACCCGUACCCUUGCAGGAGCAUCUUAAGUUGGGCUGCAACAUCUACGACAAGAGCCUCUCUGUGGUUCGACAAUUCACUCCAGCACUCCUAAUAAAGGGUGAUGACGAGCACAUAGUCAGUUUGUGUUAUGAGACGGUGCGGGAUGGCCAAUCUGUGUUGCUGUUCUGCCCUUCCAAGAACUGGUGUGAGAAAUUGACCGAUAGUAUCGCCAGAGAGUUUUACAACUUGAGACAUACACAAUGUGAGGACGAAUCACAACUCCAACCAGUGUGCUUGGAUAACGAGGGACUAGUGGACGUCAUAGCCCAGUUGAGUCGGACUCCAGCAGGUUUGGAUCCCAUUCUGAAGCGCGCUGUGCCCUGGGGGGUGGCCUUCCACCACGCUGGUCUGACAUUUGACGAACGUGAUGUGCUGGAGGGAGCCUUUCGUAAUGGCAUGAUAAGGGUCUUGGCUGCCACCUCCACCCUUUCGUCAGGGGUCAAUCUCCCUGCCCGCAGGGUCAUUAUUCGAACCCCGACCUUCAAUGGACACUUGCUGGACCAGCUCACAUACAAACAAAUGGCUGGACGAGCAGGGAGAAAAGGAGUGGACACCAUAGGUGAGAGUGUGCUGGUGUGUAAGGAGGCAGAGCGUCAGAAAGGUGUUAGCCUCCUCACAGGUACUCUUCAGCCAAUCAAGAGCUGCUUGUUGAGGGAGAAAGGAGAAGGCAUCACCACUAGCAUGCUGCGAGCCAUUCUGGAGAUCAUUGUGGGAGGAGUAGCCAGCACUCCACAGGAUGUGAGAUUGUACGCCUCAUGCUCACUUCUGGCUGCCAGCAAAGAGAAGUCAACAGAAAACAGCAACAAAGGGGCAAUUGAGGCCUGUGUUGAAUGGUUGAUGGAAAACGAAUUCAUCAGUGUUCAAAAAGUUGGAGAAAAGGAGGAAUACUGUCCCACUCAACUUGGUGCUGCCACACUGUCAUCCUCCCUUUCGCCCACCGAGGCACUGGGUAUAUUUGCAGACCUCCAGCGGGCUAUGAAGGGCUUUGUGCUAGAAAAUGACCUGCACGUUCUUUAUCUGAUCACUCCAUUGUAUGCAGAGUGGACUACAAUAGAUUGGUACCAGUUCUUCUGUCUGUGGGAACAGCUGUCCUCAUCGAUGAAGAGAGUAGCUGAGUUGGUAGGCGUCCAGGAGAGUUUCCUGGCUCGCUCAGUCGGAGGAAAACUUGUUGCCAAGACAGAGAAGCAGUGUCGGCAAAUGGCAAUUCAUAAAAGGUUCUUUACCACUCUAGUACUGCAGGAUCUGGUUAAAGAAGUACCUUUGGGAGUUGUAGCGUCCAAAUACAAUUGCAAUCGUGGUCAGUUGCAGUCCCUCCAACAGUCUGCUGCCACAUAUGCAGGUAUGGUGACAGUGUUCUGCAAGCGUCUGGGCUGGGGCAACAUGGAGUUGCUGUUAUCGCAAUACCAAACUAUGCUGAGCUUCGGUGUCCAGCGUGAGCUUGUGGAUUUGGUAAGGGUUUCCCUUCUGACUGCAACAAGGGCCCGUGCGCUUUAUGCACAAGGCCUGUGCACUGUUGCUGAACUGGCCAGGGCUUCAGUAACUGAUGUGGAGAAAGCUCUGAGGAAUGCUGUCCCAUUUAAGAGCUCUAAGCGUGCAGUGGAUGAGAGCGAAGUGGAGGCUGCAGAGCGCCGGAAUCUCCGUUGCGUGUGGGUAAGCGGUGGGCGGGCUCUGACCGAGCAAGAAGCGGCCAGUGUGAUUGUUUCGGAAGCAAAGCAGCUUCUCCAGGCAGACUUGGCUCAGCUCGGCAUUCAGUGGGAUCCAGCAACGCUCCCAUCUGAUGCUUCUGCUGUCCAUUCCUCACAAGAAGCUCAGAACAAUGGUGAUAAUGGUCAACAAAAGGAAAAUCCUAAAACAUAUUUUGGGAAAUGCAAAUCUGACACCACAGAUAUCAAGACAAAAUUAGAGGAGAUGAAUAAUGACUUAAGUGCAAGGCAAUCAGGCCCAAAAAUGUCUGUGCAUAGUGUGACAGGAGGACAGAAUGAACAGAUUAACGGAUCCAAAACUGGUGAAACGGAAAAGAAAGAUAAGAUAGAAAACAACAAUCUGACAAACCAGGAGGUGAAAACAUUAGCACCAGAAGGAACCAAAUGUCAAGUUUCAACUUUAAAGUUAACACAUCCUUCUUGUGGUCCAGUAAAGAGUCUAACACAAGAAUUGGCUGAGCUUGUGUCCAGCCCAAUGUUUCAACUUCAACAACCUCCUGAACCAGCUCUCCCCCUUAUACCCCUUCCUCAGUUGAGAGCUCCAAGUUCCAGGUUAGGAGAUCACCCAAGCGUUAGCGUGAAGACAUCAGACGUUGAUGACGCCACAAGGCUUGGUUUAUCACCUGCACAGCCUGGAAAACUAAAGCAUUCAAGGAUACUAAAGAAAGUCCUUCAAUCCAUACAAACUGACAAAAGGCCACAAGAGUCAGUCGGACUGACUUCACAUCCUUUAAACGUUGCUGAGGUUGCUUGCCUUGCUCAAGAUACUCAAACCAGAUUUCCUCUGGAUCACCAAGUUGAAAUGUCAGACUCCUCUCACGUUGCUGUCACGCUAGUAAUCUCGCCUGACACCAAGCGAAGAAGGGUGGAGGCUGCAGAGGUGGAUGUGUUUUCAUCUCCUGAUCUCUAUGCAGGCGAUCAAAAUGAAGAAGCUCAACAAAAGGUCAAGCAGGGAGAAGAGACAUUUGGUGACAGCUUUGAAUUGGACACACAGACUGAACGGAUAAUUGUCCAACCAGAAUCGGAACACAGUGACGGAAAUGUUAAACAUCUGCAGGAUUUGAAUAUUAAAGAUCAUAUACAUGGGACGGUGUUAGAAACUGGUUUGGAGCAGGAAGUCAAAGACGAAGGAAAUGCCAGACUUGAAGCCCCCCUUUUCAAUAUUUCUCUGACAGACAGCCAGAUGGAGCUCAUCCUUGACACUAGUCAUCAGGUGAGUGAUGAUCAUCCCAAUUUUCCACAUGAGCCCGUUUUCCACAAAAGCACGCUCUCCUUCCGCUCCCAUAUCAACGACAUCACCAGAUCGGCCUACUUCCACCUUCGCAAUAUUUCUCGCCUCCUCCCUUCUCUCAACCGCCAUACCACUUCUACUCUUAAUGACAGUAACAGCAAAGCUGUUGCUCCUGCUGUGGAGGAUCCAAACGGAAGCAGCAGCUUCUUGUUCGAAAGCCUUUAUGACAAGUCUCCAAGCCUAAAACAAACGGACCAGAUUGGAUUAGCCUACGAGGAACAGGUCACCCCACAGGCAACAAGCAUUCACCCUCGGCUGUCCAACCAAGAGAGACGUCGUAGCGAACUCCUUGUCAACCAGGAAGUGGAGAAGCAUGAAGCAAUCCAGUGGGGAGAGUCUUCUUUCAAUCUCUCUGAGUGGGGAGACUCUUUGCUGGUGAGUGAGCCUUUUCUGGACAGGCAGGAAGCCAGCCACUUGGAAGAUCAGGAUCUCCCUGAGGAGCAACUUACAUCUGCACAAAUUGAGCCAGUAUCUCUACUACCUGGAGAGAAACAGGCAACGUUGCCUGCAGAUUGUAACAAGAAAGUACAGGAAGGUGGUCUUGUCUCAGAUAACACCAUUUCAAAACAAUUACAUGCCGAUGCUGCGCCUGAGAGCAACUUUUAUUGCAGUCCUGGUAUUCAGGAGAUAUUCGAUUGCUGGCCAACGAUGUCUGAACAGCCUGUGCAAAACUCUACAUUACGCCUCAAGCAAAUUCCUCCUUCAUACCGUGCAGAGAUUUUGCAAAAAUCUCCUCCGUUGAUUCAAGUGAUGAGAAAAUGCCAAAAGCAGGACAGUGUGGACUCUGAAUCAGAUUCUUUUCAGCCACAACCAAUUGUAGAGCCAACACAGAGACCAGGUUCUGCUGGAGAUUUGAUACCCCCCACCCAGGAGACACCUCCUGUGACACCAAGAAUCAUACUAACAACUACAUCAAUCCACUUGCCUCUCAACGUCCCACCGGCCAAUCAGUCGACCCCCACCGGCACCCUGCCUGUGAAACCUUCUAAAUGCUCCACCAGUGACCUGCCAGAAGAUUUUUCUGACCCUCAAAAUACUAUGUGUAAAUUGAAGCAGCACACCAAUGUAACACACCGACGCCAGUCUCCAACGGAUCAAAGGCAAAAUCCUUCUCCUGAUCGCCCCCUGCUUCACUCUUCCUCUUUGAACAUGUCGCCUGGCUACGAGGGCUUUUCUCUUCAGCUUUCUCAAGAUGCCUCCCUCACUUCAAGCAACUCGAGCGCAUUCUCCAUCAUCGAUGUUUCAAGUGACAAGCGCCUAUUCGAAACGUUUAUCAAGGAGUGGAAAACUAAAGAACGCUUUUCACUAGCUUUGGCCUUUGAAAGUGUCGAACACCACCAGGAGCCAGAAGAGGAAAUGGGAGGGAAACAUAGGAGAGCACACCAGAAGCUCCAUACUGCUGAUGGUUUUCCGGUAAGAGGCAGUGAUGGACUGAUGCUGAUUGGACUGUCUGUCUGUUGGGGAGCAAGAGAUGCCUUCUACAUAUCCUUUCAGCAAAAGCAGAGCAAAGGUUUGAGUUUAAGCCUUGCCCCUCCGGAUCUGGACAACAGUUUGCCAGUAGUCAAGAGGCUUGAGCACGUGAAGGCCUGUCUCAGCCAACCGUCAGUUGGCACAGUUAUCACGUAUGACAUCAUCCAGGUGUACAGGAAGCUGGUGUUGAGCUGUGGCAUCAGCUUGGAAGGAAAUUGUGAAGACCCCAAGGUGGCGUGUUGGCUGGUUGACCCUGGCGCCCAAGAGAGGACACUGGCCAAUAUGAUCACAGUCUACUGUCCAGAAGACCUCCCUCUUUUGGAUGGACUUGGCAACGCACAUGUACACUGUCCUCGCCUGAGGGCAACGACCACAAGUGUGCUAGUUUACGCCGUCAUGAGCCAUCUCACCAAGCUACUUGACAAAGAUGGCAUGCUCGAGUCAUUUAGGAGCGUGGAGAUGCCCUCACAAGUGUGUCUGGCAUUGCUGGAACUCAACGGAAUUGGCUUCAGCGUGGAGGAAUGUGAGAGACAAAAGCACGUGAUGCAAGCCAAACUGGCAGCGCUGGAAUCACAAGCGUACGAGCUAGCGGGGCACAGUUUCUCCCUGACAAGCAUUGACGAUAUAGCACAGGUUUUGUUCUUAGAGCUACAUCUACCUCCAAACGGUGACGUGGGGGCGUCAAAAAGCAAGAAGACCCUCGGAUACACCCGCAGAGGUGGGGGCAAAGUUCGACUCGGGAAGCAGUUCAGCACAACCAAGGAUGUUCUAGAGAAGCUCCGUCCUCUGCAUCCGCUUCCUGGCAUCAUACUGGAGUGGAGAAGGAUCACCAACGCUUUGACUAAAGUGGUGUUCCCAUUGCAAAGAGAGAAGCAGUACCACAUUACACUGGACAUGGAUAGAAUUUACCCCAUCGCCCAGACGCACACAGCUACAGGACGGGUGAGCUUUACAGAGCCUAACAUACAGAACGUGCCCAAAGACUUCGAUAUUGCCAUGCCCACUGUGGUAGGAGAGAGCCCACCUUCACAAGAUGGCCGCUACAAGAACGACCGCGGGAAGAAGAGACGUUCUUUGGCCCCCUCUGCCCCUCGAGGCCCGACUUUUUCCGUCAGCAUGAGACACGCUUUUGUGCCGUUCUCAGGCGGAAUGAUAUUAGCGGUCGAUUACUCCCAACUGGAGUUAAGGGUGCUUGCUCAUCUGUCCAAAGACCAACGUCUGCUGCAGGUGCUGAAUGGAGGAGCUGACGUGUUUCGCUGUAUCGCUGCCGAAUGGAAAAGCGUCGAUCCAGACAAUGUCAACGAUCAACUCAGACAGCAAGCCAAACAGAUUUGCUAUGGCAUCAUUUACGGGAUGGGUGCCAAGUCUUUAGGAGAGCAAAUGGGUGUGGACGAGAAUGAUGCAGCUUGCUAUAUUGAAAGUUUCAAAGCCAGGUACAAAGGGAUCAACUGUUUUCUCAGAGAAACAGUGAAGAAGUGCGUCAAGGAUGGUUACGUUCAGACUUUGAUGGGACGUCGCAGAUACCUUCCAGGAAUCACCAACACUAAUCCCCACAUCAAAGCACAUGCGGAGCGUCAGGCUGUGAACACAACUGUGCAGGGCUCAGCCGCAGACAUUGUUAAACGCGCUACCAUCAACAUCCACAGACAACUGAGAAAAGCAUACCCGAAAGCUCCACUCUCUCACCAGCACACUACAGCCAGCUAUCCUCGGAGAGGUGCAUACCUGAGAGGAGCGUACUUUGUCCUCCAGCUCCAUGAUGAACUUGUCUAUGAAACUACAGAGGAGAAUCUCAUACAGGUGGCUCAGAUAGUAAAGAGGGAGAUGGAGACAGCAGUCAAACUUUCUGUGAAGCUAAAAGCCAAAGUAAAAGCAGGACCGAGCUGGGGAAAUUUGCAAGACUUGGAUAUUUGA
Nerophis lumbriciformis (worm pipefish) is the source of this 7812-nucleotide messenger RNA. NCBI's taxonomy places the organism in Eukaryota, Metazoa, Chordata, Actinopteri, Syngnathiformes, Syngnathidae. The record is from RefSeq and is a predicted model, not a curated record.